AUGGGUACAGCAACGUUGUUAUUGUUGCUUACAUUUGUUCUUAUGAUGGAGAUUGUGUCCAGCCACUGGUUUGGAAGAUAUGGUUAUCCCUACCCUCCUCCUGUCGUAGUAGGUGGGUUUGGAGGAUUCGGAGGAUAUGGAGGAUACGGCAGAGGUUUUGGAGGAUACGGAGGGUUUUAUAGAAAUGUAUUAUUUGGUCCACCACCACCUCCUCCACUUUUCUACAGA
Brenthis ino (lesser marbled fritillary) is the source of this 228-nucleotide messenger RNA. Lineage: Eukaryota; Metazoa; Arthropoda; Insecta; Lepidoptera; Nymphalidae. The record is from the annotation of a GenBank genome assembly.